Messenger RNA from Acaulospora colombiana, 1171 nucleotides. The record is from the annotation of a GenBank genome assembly. NCBI's taxonomy places the organism in Eukaryota, Fungi, Glomeromycota, Glomeromycetes, Diversisporales, Acaulosporaceae.
AUGUCAGAGAGCAGAACAAUUCGUAACAGGCAAGAUAAAAAUUUCAGCGCUCAGGCGAAAGAUGUUGUCGAGGAAGAUUUUGACGAUAAGAAGAAGGAACAAUUCAAAAAACACUUUUUAGCUCGCGUCGUUGGUCUCAUAAUCGUCCCUAUCUUUGUAUACCUACUAUGGUUUUAUAUCCACUUCCUCAUAUUAAACACAAGCGGUACUGGGGACGCGUUCAUGAGUCCUGCAUUCCAACAAACAUUGCACGGAAGUAUAAUGAAUCUUCAAAGCUUGGAAAUAAGGUAUAAUGAUACCAUCACUUUGAAACACAAAGAUACCAAGGUAUAUCUACACUCUCAUACCGCUCGUUAUCCGCUUAGAUACGAGGAUGGGCGUAUCAGUAGUAAUGGUCAACAAGUUACAGGAUAUCCACAUGAAGACUCCAACAAUCAUUGGCGUAUUAUACCUGCAGAAAAUUUCUUUGAUCAAUCGAGACCUGAAAAUGACACUGUGAAGCAUGGUGAUUAUAUAGUGCUCGAACACGUCAACACCCAAACAAAUCUUCUCACACAUGACGUUGCUUCGCCAACAAUGCCCACAAAUCAGGAAUUCACUACCAUCUCGGUAGACGACAAUUCUCGUUACAACGAGACCAUCUUCCAGGUCCUCAUAAAUGACGGUGAUUCAAACACUGUUUGGAAAACAAAAUCCGGUUAUUUUAAAUUGGUUCAUUACGAAACGAAAGUAGCCCUAUGGACGCAUAAUGUUUUGUUGCCUGAAUGGGGUUUUAACCAACAAGAAAUCAAUGGAAAUAAGAACAAUAAGGAUAAGACCAAUACCUGGUAUCCCGAUGAAAUCGUUGGUAAAAAUGUGACCGAACAAGAGGUUCCAAAGAACGAGAUAAAGAGUGUCCCGUUUAUAAAGAAAUUCUUUGAAUUGCAACGUCUAAUGAUCAGCCACAAUUCUGGAUUGACUAAACCUCAUCCUUACUCCUCGGCACCAAUCAACUGGCCAUUUUUAGUACGCGGAAUAUCUUUUUGGACCUUAUCCGAUGAUAAAAAACAAAUCUAUUUACUAGGCAAUCCCUUUACCUGGUGGCUUGCUAUUGGUGCUAUGGCAGUCCUUGUAGGUGUGAUGGCUGCUGAUCUUAUAUCUCGACGACGCGGUAUUAAACCUAUUCCGGAUU